ACAAAGUCUGUUCAACCAAUAGAUCGCCCGUGUUCUCGUCAGACAAGGAAGUGAUGUCUUUUGUACUUUAUAAAUGUUCACAACGCACCACGUCUGGGUUUCUUCCUAAGGAAGCUCUUGGGUGAAGGAAAUUCAUUUGAGUUUUUUUUCUUUUGAGUUAAGACAGAGUAGAUGUUGCUGUCAAAGCUUUAGCUACAUUCUACUGUGGACGUAAACAAAAGGAAAAUAUUUUCUAAGCAAGUCUAAGAAGUUGCAUCUCUUGUGACAAAGAUGACUAUGCAGCUAUUCGUGUGUUUAUUUACACUCUUGAUUCAGCACCACUUACAGAAAACACGAGCCUGUGAUGGUGUGUACACCUCACCCAGUGGCUCCAUCUCGUCCCCGCUGUACCCCAGUCAGUACCCGCCUAAUGAAGACUGUACCUACAUCAUCAACACAACACAGGGCCAUCGCAUUACCUUGACAUUUGUUACAUUUGAAAUUAAGUCUGCAACCGAUGACUGCAAGUUGGACUAUUUGGAGAUCUUGGAUGGAAGCUCCGAGCUGUCACCGUCUAUGGGUGUCUUCUGUAACACGAGUGUUCCGGACAGAGUGAGGUCCACGUCUAACACCAUGUGGAUCAGAUUUAUUUCUGGCUCACAGUCAGGCGCUGGCUUCAAUGCAACUUACUCAUCAGCAAUCAUUCCACAGAAGUUUCUCCUUGUCACUGACACUAAUAACGGCAUCCGUCGCAUAGACAUCGACACGGGAAGUAAUUUUACAAUCCGUCCCAGUGGUCUUCACAACCCAUAUGGUAUUGACUACGAUCCAGUAGACGGUCGUGUCUAUUGGUCAGAUGUAGUGGAGAAGACCAUUCGAUCCGCUAACCUUGAUGGCAGCGAUGCUCGGCUGGUUCACAAUAUUAGUCAAGGAGGUUACCUAUGGGGCCUUUAUGUGGACUCUGUGUCGAGGCUACUAUUCUACGCCGACGACGGCAACAAGGUCAUCGGAAUGAUAUCACUGAACACCAACAGUCAUCAUAUUGUCGUCGAUUCAGACAUUGGUCAGCCUAUGGACAUCGAACUGGACAAACACAAUGGUGUCAUCUACUGGAGUGACUACACCAGGAGUAAAAUAGAGAGGUGUAACUAUGACGGCUCGGACCGUCAGACACUGAUUUCUGCAUCCAGGCAUCUUAAAGGUCCUAAUGGUCUUGCUUUGGACACAGUAGGGAGGAGACUUUACUGGGCAGAUGGAGCCACACAGCUGAUAGGAUGGACGGAUGUGGACAGCAAACGUUCUAAAGUUUAUUUUAAACUGGAGGGCUCAAAUUUUAUGGGCCUGGAUAUCUACCACAAUGAGUUGUUUGUCACGGACUGGGGAGCUAAAAAACAUCUGGCAAAAACAACACACAUCUAUCGCAUUGGCAAGAAUAAAACAAUGAUGGCGAGUGUACAAGUUAAAGGGAGAGUAAACGAUGUUCGUGUCUAUGCCGAGAAAACAACACGUAAAGAACCAAAUGGAUGUGGCAACAACAAUGGAGGCUGUAGAUACAUCUGCCUACCAGCUCCUGGGAACAGAAGCAAGUGUCUUGCUCCGUUAGACAAGUCACAUGGAUGUGGUGAAUAUAUUGCCCCUAGUGGCUUUAUUUCGUCUCCAUCAUAUGAUAGACAAGACCUGGAAAUCGAGGAUUGCAUUUACAUAAUAAAGACAACACCAGGCUAUCGCAUCACCUUAACAUUCCAGACACUUGAAACUGAAGACUGCAGGUUCGACUUUCUGCAGAUCCGGGAUGGAAGCUCCGAGCUGUCACCGUCUAUGGGUGUCUUCUGUAACACGAGUGUUCCGGACAGAGUGAGGUCCACGUCUAACACCAUGUGGAUCAGAUCCCGGUCUGGCUCACAGUCAGGCACUGGCUUCAAUGCAACUUACUCAUCAGCAAUCAUUCCACAGAAGUUUCUCCUUGUCACUGACUAUUUUAACGGCAUCCACCGCAUCGACAUCGACACGGGAAGUAAUGUUACAAUCCGUCCCAGUGGUCUACAGAACCCAAUUGGUAUUGACUACGAUCCAGUAGACGGUCGUGUCUAUUGGUCAAAUGCACUGGAGAAGACCAUUCGAUCCGCUAACCUUGAUGGCAGCGAUUCCCGGCUGGUCCGCAGCAUUAGUCAAGGAGGUGAGCUAUGGGGCCUUUCUUUGGACUCUGUGUCGAGACUACUAUUCUACGCCGACACUGGCAACAAGGUCAUCGGAAUGAUAUCACUGGACAACAACAGUCAUCAUAUUGUCGUCGAUUCAGACAUUGGUCAGCCUAUAGACAUCGAACUGGACAAACACAAUGGUGUGAUGUACUGGAGUGACUACAUCAGGAGUAAAAUAGAGAGGUGUAACUAUGACGGCUCGGACCGUCAGACACUCAUUUUCGCAUCUUCACAUCUGAAACGUCCUACUGGUCUUGCUUUGGACACAGAAGAUACAGACACACACCUGAUAGGAUGGACGGAUGUGGACAGCAAACGUUCUGAAGUUUAUUUUAACCAGAUAGGCUCAUAUUUUGUGGGCCUGGAUAUCUACCACAAUGAGUUGUUUGUCACGGACUGGGGAGCUGAAAAGCAUCUGUCACUAACAACACACAUCUAUCGCAUUGGCAAGAACGGAACAAUGAGAGCCUCUGUACAAGUUAAUGGCAGAGUAAGCGAUGUUCGUGUCUAUGCCGAAGAGAGUAUACAUAAAGCAUUUACCUCACCAACACCAACAAGCGAAGAAACAACAAGAAGUGAAAGUACAGCAUCUACCCCACCAGCACCAACAAGCGAUCACACAAUAAGAAGUGAAAGUACAGAAACAGACUCUGAUGGUUUGAAGACUCUAAACAAGAUUUUGGUCGGCGUCAUCGCUGCUUUGGUAGUAACUGCUGGUAUCGCCAUUCUCAUCGUUUUCAUCAAAAAAAGGAAAUGUAAGUAAACAUCAGCAAAUAUUACUUAUAUAAACAUGACAAAAAUGCACCAAAAUAACAAAUAGAUUAAAACAUUCAUUACUUUGAAUACACUUUAAACAUGAAAAACAUAAUAUUUACAAGUACGACUCAUAUCAUAAAUAAUCUCUAAGUUUACAGUUUUCUGUGAGAAGGAAAUUCCUCGGACACCGUCGGUUGGUUGUUGCGGCCAGAGGGCAAAGGUUACACACCGUCACACAAUGUUUCUCUGUCGCUAUAGCAACGCUCGAUGAAAACAGAGAAAAUUUGCUGAUUAUUUGUUCUAGCACAGUGAGAACUGUUCUCUGAAAACGUGAAGAACGAGAACAUUCUCGUGUCUUUUGUGUACAAAGACUUUUAUCUCGUCGUUACAAAGGUAAGAAAAUAAAUUUGUUUAAUAUCAGUCUCAUGGUUUGUAAGACUUCGUUCCCACGUAACAUAAACAUGAAAACUUGAAGGUCUGUAAUUUUCAUAAUUUUCUGUAAUGUGCAAUGGAUCUACCAUUUUUGAAUCAUGGCCAUUUUUGUAGUUUUUUAGAAAACUAAUUUCACUCUUUUUCUCUUUUGAUCACAUUUGUUUGAAGAUAAAACAUGAAGCACUUCAAGUAGUCUGCUUGGUGUUAGGAACGUUUUCGGCCUUUAUACAUCCACCUAUCAGUCUGUCUUUAUUCUCGGCUGUAAUAACUGUUGCUACUGAUAACAUUACUAGGAGGGAGAUAGUAGAGUGAGUGUAUUAAUUGUAUGGGUGUGGGGGAAGUGGCUCUGUUGUUUAGUUUAUUGCUUGUGAGCUCUAAACAAACAAAGAUUUAUGUAUCUUCUGUAAACAAGAAAUAUGUCCUUUAUUGUUAUAAUCUUGCCUUUUAUUCAAACAGAUCAGCAAGUAAACGGCUAGACACACAUCAACAAACAUAAAAGACAGUUUUUUUUCUCAUGAAGCAAGCAAAAGCUCAACUGGUCCAGAGAAAAAACACUUUUAGCAAAUAACUGGUGGUGUGUCUUUUUUUCUUAUGACUUAAUAGAGAUUCGGCAAGCUAUUAUUUUUACCAAAUCAGGAUGAGUCAACCCCUUCUAUUCACAACAUACAUGCCUAUAAGAUCACCAUACAAUAACAGAGGAAGGACUCCGCCGCAUAGACAGGAGCCCGUUACAAGGCCUCCAUACAUCCACCGAUCACCCUGUCUUUACUCUCGGUGGCUGGGAUAACUGUUGUCACUGAAAAUCUUUGCUAGGAGGAUGAUUUAAGAAUAACUGAAGUAAUUGUAUCGGCGUGUGGGAUGCCACUGUUGUUUAUUGCUUGUGAGAUCAGAAGAAAGAUUUUUAUAUUUGUUGUAAACAAUAAUGGACAAUAUAUAUUGUUUUGUAUUACGAUGAGCAGGUCUUUUAUUCAAUCUAUAAUAUGUAACCUGCUUGUCUGUUACAAACCAGCAAACCUAGCAGACCACCAUCAGCCAGUCAGCCAGUCGUGUUGACUGAUAAAAUCAACAUGAGACGACGAAAAAAUUAAAGUGUUUGGUGGUAUGGGGCCUUUCUGUGGACUCUGUGUCGAGGCUACUAUUCUACGCUGACGACAGCAACAGUGUCAUCGGAAUGAUAUCACUGGACACCAACAGUCAUCAUAUUGUCGUCGAUUCCAACAUUGGGCUGCCUAUAGACAUUGAUCUGAACAAUUGGUGACUAUAAUAAGAUUGAUCAGGGAUGCCCAACCUACUGCCCGCGGGCCAUAUCCGGGUCGCGACGCGGUGC
This is a messenger RNA of Pomacea canaliculata, 4695 nucleotides long. RefSeq names its product low-density lipoprotein receptor-related protein 4-like. The coding region runs from base 271 to 2943 and encodes 890 amino acids. The record is from RefSeq and is a predicted model, not a curated record. NCBI's taxonomy places the organism in Eukaryota, Metazoa, Mollusca, Gastropoda, Architaenioglossa, Ampullariidae. The transcript has 22 exons.